AUGGGAGUUCCAGCUUUUUUUCGUUGGCUUUCAAGCAAAUAUAGUAAAAUUAUACAGCCAGCAAUUGAGAAAAAACCUUCCCCACCUGGAGAAGAACCAAUUGAAAUUGAUUUAACAUCUAAUCCAAAUGGCGUAGAAUAUGAUAAUUUAUAUCUUGAUAUGAAUGGCAUUAUUCAUCCUUGUUGUCAUCCUGAAGAUCGACCGCAACCAGAAACUGAAGAUGAGAUGAUUGCCUUAAUUUUCGAGUAUAUUGAUAGAAUUUUUUCUAUAGUCCGCCCACGAAAGCUCAUAUAUAUGGCAAUCGAUGGCGUCGCACCGAGAGCGAAAAUGAAUCAACAACGUUCUCGACGGUUUCGGGUCGCCCAGGAAGCUGCAGAAAAACUGAAAAAAUUAGAGAAAAUUAGAGAAGAACUUUUAGAAAGCGGCCAGAAACCGCCACCUUUAAAACCGUCGGAAAGUUUUUUUGAUAGCAAUUGCAUCACUCCAGGAACUGAAUUUAUGUCUCGUUUAUCAGUUUCUUUAAGAUAUUACGUUAUCAACCGCUUAAAUACGAGUCCUGCAUGGAAAAAUUUAAAAGUUUUUUUAUCCGAUGCGACUGUCCCUGGGGAAGGCGAGCAUAAAAUAACUGACUUCAUUCGUCGACAGAGAGCCCACGUGACUUACGACCCCGCCACAACCCACCUUUUGUAUGGGGCGGACGCCGAUCUUAUUAUGCUUGGCUUGGCCACUCACGAGGUCGUCUUCCACGUGCUUCGUGAAGAAUUUACUCCCGCCAAAGCGCCUCCUUGUAUUAUAUGCAAUCGCAUUGGUCACUGGCCCCAGUUCUGCCCUGGCGAGCUGCCGUUGGAAAACGAAUCGGUGGCUACUUCCGAACCAGUCAGCACUACCAAAUUUAUAUUUAUAAAACUUGAUGUUCUUCGUGAAUAUUUGGAACAUGAAUUAUAUAUGCCUCAUCUCCCAUUCGGCUUCGAUUUGGAAAGGGCGAUUGAUGAUUGGAUUUUCUUAUGUUUUUUUGUUGGGAACGAUUUUCUGCCUCAUUUGCCCUCGUUGGAAAUCCGUGAAGGCGCCAUAGACCGCCUCGUGGAAGUUUAUAAGACUAAUUUGGUCUCUCUUGGCGGUUAUGUCACCGAAAACGGGUUUGUUAACUGUCACCGCGCCCAGAAACUCUUGCAGGAUAUUGGCGUUAUGGAAGACGAAAUUUUUGUGAAACGGAAAGAAGAAGAGGAGCGCAGAAAAAAUAGAGAAGCGCGAAGGGAACAACUAAUUCAGAGCAAAAAGAAAAAUUAUGAAGAAAAACUUAUAGAGUUCGGCUUUUUACAGCGCGUUGGUUUUGAAAAUUUUAAAAAGUCGAAAUCUACUUUGGAAGUCACGAGAGCCAUUCGGCGAGAAGAAGAAAAGGAGGCGCAACGACAGAAGGAAUUAAACCAAUCAAAGAAAAAAAUCUCUCAAGAAAACAAAAGAGUGGCCGAAAAAUUGAAAACAUAUUUAAAGGAGGAGUUGGCACGUGACACUCCAGUUAAGAAAAGACGGGCCGAAAAUAAUGAUAAUGAAGGUUUUAAACGCGUUAAACAUGUUGAGAGUGAAAGUGAUAAUAAUGACUCAUCAAUAAACGAUGCUUCUGUUACCUUUGAACUUGAGGAAGUGGGAGAGCAAGAAGAUGAUAUAAAAUUAUAUGAAAAAGGAUGGAAGGCGCGAUAUUAUCAAAGCAAAUUUUCGGUGGACCUUACCGACCUUCAGUUUCGCACGUCAUUGGUCCAAUCGUAUAUGGAGGGUCUUUGUUGGGUGCUUUUGUAUUACUAUCAGGGCUGCGCCUCGUGGGAAUGGUACUUCCCUUACCACUACGCACCUUUUGCUUCUGAUAUUGGCGAGUGCACCCUCAAGCAAAAAGUCUAUUUUUCUAAAAAUACGCAACCUUUUAACGCUCUUGAGCAACUAAUGGGCGUACUUCCUGCAAGUUCGGGCGUAAAAUUUCUACCAAAAUCAUGGUCGGAUCUUAUGCUCAACCCUGAUUCAUCCAUUAUUGAUUAUUAUCCAACAGAAUUUCGAGUUGAUAUGAAUGGGAAACGGUACGCGUGGAUGGGCGUUGCUAUUCUUCCUUUUAUUGAGCAGGAAAAGUUACUUAAUGCGCUUAAGCCGGUUUAUAAUGAUUUAACUGAAGAGCAGAGAGAAAGAAACGAAAAGGGGCACGACUUUCUUUUUGUUGGACCCAAAAACUCAUUUUAUUCUUUUUUUUGUAAAAUUUACGGGGAAAGCGAUACAGAUAAGUGGUUUGACUCCGCUGAGUUGGCCAACUCUUAUGGAUUUUUUGGAACUUUUUCGAAAGACCCACUUGUAUGCCUUCCUGGAAGCACGUGCUCUUCUGUCCUUAACUUACCAGCAUACCCUGAUAUCCCUCAUAAUCAGGUUAUUAGUGUUCGUUACAAGUUUCCUACAUUUGGAGAAUCCCAUAUUUUUGAAUCGAAACUAUUGAAAAACGCCGUUACACCUUCACGUGUUGUGUCACGCGAGGAUUUUGAAAUUUCCCAAUCAGGAGGAAUUGGAAUAAGAAGAAGAGGAAAACCUCCUCAAACUCCAGCAAAAAGAAUGAUUCAACACGGUCUGGGAAGAGCAAGCCAAUCCUUUAAUCGUCCGCAUCCGCCAAUUAUACCAUUUCGUCCGCAUUCUCCUUCGGUUCCUCCGUUUUCAUGGGAUUAUUGCCCGCCCACUUCUUUUGCUUAUAAUUCUUAUAAUAAUAUGAAUGCCUUUUCCAUGAAAACUCCUCAGUUAUACUACAGCACCCCCAAACCUUUUCGUUCUGCUAAUAAUAAUAAUAAUAAUAUUAGUAAUUAUAAUAAUAACAAUUAUAAUAAUAAUAAAAACUUUUAUCAUAGUAAUACGAACACCUCAAAAAGUUAUAACAAUUCCACAGAAUUUUUUCCCAACCGAACUUUUUAUGCCGAUCGCCAUUUUACUGAAAUGAAUGAACGUGAGGAACAUUCACGCAACAAUUUUAACGACACCUUUCCCAACAAAACUUUUUAUAGUCUAAAAGGAAAUGAAAGAAGUUCUUAUAACUUCCCUGAAGGAAGUCAUAAUAAUACUAAUUAUAAUAAUAAUAACAGAAUAAAUAAAAAAUAUAAGCAAAAUUUAUAUAGAAAAGAAGAGCUAGAAAGGAGGCGUGGCUAUUAA
Molecule: messenger RNA, 3168 nt
Organism: Zophobas morio
Lineage: Eukaryota; Metazoa; Arthropoda; Insecta; Coleoptera; Tenebrionidae
Product: 5'-3' exoribonuclease 2-like
Exons: 25
Coding region: 1-3168 (1055 amino acids)
Biological process (GO): nucleobase-containing compound metabolic process
Cellular component (GO): nucleus
Molecular function (GO): 5'-3' RNA exonuclease activity; nucleic acid binding
Source: RefSeq, a predicted model, not a curated record